AUAAAAAAUAAAUUUGGGUACCAAAUCUAAUUUGUCAAAAAUUUGUGGGUUUAUUAGUACCGACCAACUGACACGACACUCACGACCCGCCCCGACCCUAAAGGGUCAGACUGGAUCAAGAAGAAAACAGGGGCGGGCGGGUCAGUUAUAUAUUUUAACCCUUCAGAGGCGGGUGGGGAGAGGUUCAGGGACGGGUCAAUACAAUUUUCAGUCCUACAGUGGCUGGGUACCCAAUUUAUUCUUUUCAUAUUUCAUGUGUGCAUGUGUUAGAAAUGUUUGUGUUUGCAAUAAGAAGAUGUCACCUGUUGUUUUUAUAUAUUCGAUAAAGAAAAAAAUGUCAAAUGAUGUAUUUAGUUUUGAAGAAUAAGAAUAUGAAGCGGUCAUCAUACUUAGCUAGGUGAACGUAUAUUAAUCCUCUGAACACUACUGGUACGUUUGGAAUUUUUGAUUGUUAAAUAGAUGUAUUGUUGAGAAUGCAUGUAUAAUAUUAUACAUGUAUUGUCGAAUUUGAUGCAUUGUAGAAUACAACAUUUGGUAUGUGUAAUUGUGUAUGUCGCAUCAGCUAAAAGCUGAGACUAAACAAUCUCAACUCAACUAUCUCAACAAUCACAACUAAAAGUUGAGAUAUAACAAUCACUCAAAAUGAGUGAUAGUUUCUGUCACAUCACAUAAACAAUCCAUGUAUUGUUUCUGCAAAUAAAACAAAAAAACGAUGCAUUUUAAACAAUACAUGCAUAAUGACAAUCUCAACAAAACAAUCGUAACUUCCAAACGACCCCUACAUACACCUCAUGUGUGUAUAGUUGAAUGUUGUAAUCAAACAUGUUUAUUAGAUAUUGACAAAGAUUAAACACCACAUUAGUAUGCAAUUCAUAUUGUGCUACUAAAACUAUUAUAAAAAACUAGAGGGCAGAAAAAUAAGCUAUCAAAGGAUCAUGAGUGAAAUUAUUUAUCAAGUGUGGAUGACAGAACCAAUAAUUAUUUAGAAAAUACCAUGCUAUAUUUGCAUAUAUUCAACUACUCAAUUUAAUGUCAUGUUGUAUAACUGUGAAUCCAACUACUUACUAAAACGUCCUAAACAAUUUUCUAAAGUAUAAGGAGAUUGAGAAGUUAAUAUAAUCAGGGUACUAAUUACAUCAGUCUCAAGUUAAUACAUGAUUAUUCUCAAAUCACUUAAUACGUUCACCUCGAUUCAGCGAUCGAUAAUACAAUCUUUCAGAGCUAAUUGUUUGAUUUUUUUCGAGAACCCGGCUCCAAUUUUCUAGUAUACCAUUAUUAGAUUAACUCAUUAACACGUAUAAUGAAAAAUCUUAAACUUAUUACCAAGUGGUGUACUGCUGAGAAUAAUUAAGAAAGGAAACAUAAAAAUAUAUAUGUGACAAGGGUAGCGGUUUGGCUAUAUAUAUAGCCAGUACGUGGCAGAGAAAGACUUGCAUUGCAUAACCAAAACUUUUGCUAAAGAAACAGAGUACGUAUAUUGAUCUGAAUACCCUUUACCAUUUCUGGUUUGCUCCAAAAGGACCGAGAAAGAGAAGAGAUGGCCGCCGCCGCCGCCGCCGCCGCACCUAAAAACCGGCGAACUAUGGAUUAUGACCCAACUGUGUGGGGUGACUUCUUCCUGACCCACGUCCCCCAAACUGAUGAGGUGGUGAAGGCUUGGGAGGAACAGAUCGAAGUGCUGAAGCCAGAUGUGAAAAGGAGGUUAUCAGCUCCCAUAGACCAUUUAGCAGAAAGGCUGAAUCUCAUCGAUGUAGUCGAGCGACUAGGCCUUGACUAUCAUUUCGAGGAAGAAAUCGACCAUAUCAUGCGACAGGUUCAUCAAAACAACCAUGGUUGCAACAAUAUUGAUGAGGACGACGAACUCAACACCGUCGCACUUCGUUUUAGACUGUUGAGGCAACACGGCUACAAAGCCCCAAGUGAUGUGUUCAACAAGUUCAAGACGGAAGGAGGGGUGUUCAAGGAAGAUCUAGUGAAUGACUUCGAAGGGAUGUUGAACUUGUAUGAAGCUGGAUACCUGAGGAUCAAAGGAGAGGGUGUAUUGGACGAAGCUAUUGAGUUCACAAGGUCACAUCUUACAGCAAAAGCUGCCGAGUUGGAGUCCCCUCUCGCAGACCGAGUCACCCGUGCUCUGAAAAGGCCCCUUCGCAAGGUCAUGGCUAAGUGCGAGCACCUGUUUUUCAUCUCGUUUUACGAGAAGCUCGUGAGCCACGAUCCAACCCUCCUCAAACUGGCCAAGUUGAGCUUCAACGUGCUGCAGAAUCUGUACCAGACAGAGCUGCGAACUCUCACCAAGUGGUGGCUGGAGUUGGAUACUCCUGCAAACCUGCCCUAUGCGAGAGACAAGUUGGUGGAGAGCUAUUUAUGGGCUUUAGGAGGACUGUGGGAGCCCAAGUAUUCCGUAGCCAGACAGUUGGUUACCAAAGUUACUCAAUUCGGUACCCUAAUGGACGACACAUUCGAUAACCAGGGUUGCAUCGAGGAACUCGAGCUCUUCACUGCUGCCAUGGCUGGGUGGGAUAGUAGCAUGGAAGGUCUGAAACCCUACAUGAUGGUCCUUUUCGAGGGGAUCGCAGAGAUUUAUGCUGAAAUCGUGUCACACACUACCAAGGAAAGAGGGGUUUGGUAUUUGGACUACGGGAAACGGGAGGUUGGUAAUGCGGUAAGGUUGUACUUGGAAGAAGAAAAACGGACCGACAAAGACUACGUGGCGACUGUGGAGGAAUAUCGACAGGUUUCGUCCUUGACCACUUGUUACGAAUGGAUAACUUAUUCUGCGUUCUGUGGAUUCGGCGACGACUUGGUUUCGAAGGACGCCUUCGAAUGGCUGCUCUCCGAACCAACGAUGUUGAUUGCCGCAACCGACCAGUGUCGCCUCCAGGAUGACAUUGCCGACCACUUGGUGCACGACUCCGUCGGCGACCCUUCCGACCACGACUUAUCGAUGUCGCUGCUGAAAGGGGAUGAGAAAGAACAGAAGGCUACCCUGCUCGAAUGUUACAUGAAGCAGUACGACGUGUCGCAACAAGAGGCAGCAAAGGCCGUGGCUGAUUUCAUAGAAGAGGACUGGAUGAUUAUGAACGAGGAGAUGUUGAACCCACCGCCGAAUGUGCCCGUGCAGAUUCUUACAGUGCUUCUCCGUUUCGCCAAGAACAUGGAUACGCUCUACAAGGACUAUGAUGGCUACACGCACUCUGGCACCAACACCAAGGAUAUGAUCACGGCUCUUAUUGUUACUCCCAGACAUUUAGGUGAAAUUUAACGUCAACUUUCGAUCGUAUAGCCUAAAAUAAUGAAAACACGAUUAGUAUCGUGGAUUAGGGUUUAGUUUUACUCCGACGAUCGGUCCCACGUCGUUCUACUUUGCAUCUUUUUUUCCCCUAUGCUCCCUCUCUCUUGAUCAUGAAGUUUUUUUGUGUCUGUGAGUGUGCCUUUGGACUUUCAUUUGCUUUGUUGUAUCAGCGUGUUCAUUUCAUAGCCUCUUUAAAGAUGUCUUUUACGAUAUGGUUUGUAUAUUUUGUAAUAUUUUUACUUAUGUAAUCUGGUUUGUAUACUCUGUGUUGUUGGACGUAUACUUUAAUUGUCUGGAUUAUAUACUUUGGUUUGUGCGCUUUUAUUAUCUGAUUUGUAUAGUUUGUUUAAUUAGUUUGUAUAUUUUCAUGAUAUGUUUUUUUAUAUUUUAUAAUAUUAAUUUUUAUAUUUGUCAUGAUAUGAUUUGUAUACUUUUGUAUUCUUAUUUGUAUACAACCUAUUAUUGAUUUGCACACUUUUAUUCUAUAGUUUCUAUAAAUUGUAUUUACAUGU
This is a messenger RNA of Linum trigynum, 3804 nucleotides long. NCBI's taxonomy places the organism in Eukaryota, Viridiplantae, Streptophyta, Magnoliopsida, Malpighiales, Linaceae. The record is from the annotation of a GenBank genome assembly.